ACGAUGACGAUGAAUAGUUGAGAAGAGCCCCGCCAAUCAAGGUGGAAGCUCCACCAUACUUGGCGUUAUGCCCGACCAGGUCAAUUGUAUUGGAUUGAGCCUUUUGAAGCGCAUUGCGUCGCGUUUGCUUAGUUGAGCCAAAUGCAAAGCGGUAGAAAGAAAAAAAAAGGUGGGCAUCCUUCCAGCUCAGACAGGAGGUGACUGGGAGGUGAGUGCGGACAAGGUACCGAGCGCCCAACUUUGGCACGGGUGUGACAACAUUCAUCGCCAGGUAUAUUUCUCUACAACUUUGCAUCUCCUCCCACCUUCUUCCCUUCCUUUUCUUUCUCUCUUCAUACAUCUUCAAAAACCCCAAUCUAUACCUACCACUCCCCGAUCGCAUAUCAUAGCCCAUCAUGUCUGGCCCUGUGUAAGUUGAAGCUUCCCUCAUACCUCAUCUCUUGACAUUUUCCCCCCCCCCCCCGCCACAGCCUCAUGGUGAUGCUCUCAUGCUCUCAUUCCCGCGCCCUCCGGGCGCUGGAGCGAGAAAUGAAGGGAUCGCCAUAUUGAAUCCGUGCCUGGACUGUUUGGGGCAUUCGCAGUCUUCAUCCUCAUCGUGAUCAUGGCUCAUGUUCUCGAGGUAGAGCUCGUCUCGCUCACCUCAACCUGGGUGCCCCUCAACAGCACAAUUCCUUGACCUCACUCUCAAGCUCUGCUACGAAUCAAAAUGCGACGAAUGCUGACAUUAUGGCAAGUGCGGAUCUGGGCCUCAUCGGCCUUGCUGUCAUGGGACAGAACCUUAUUCUGAACAUGGCUGACAACGGCUUCACCAUCUGCGCCUUCAACCGAACCGUCUCCAAGGUCGACCGAUUCCUGGAAAACGAGGCUAAGGGCAAGUCCAUUGUCGGCGCCAAGACUGUUGAGGAGUUCGUCAGCAAGCUCAAGUCUCCUCGCCGUGUCAUGCUCCUGGUCCAGGCUGGUCAGGCUGUCGACGACUGGAUUGAGAAGAUUCUGCCCCUCCUUGACGCCGGCGAUAUCAUCAUCGACGGUGGUAACUCUCACUUCCCUGACUCCAACCGCCGCACCAAGUAUCUUGCUGGCAAGAACAUCCGCUUCGUCGGCUCUGGUGUCUCUGGUGGUGAGGAGGGUGCCCGAUAUGGCCCCUCUCUCAUGCCCGGUGGUAAUGAGGAGGCCUGGCCUCACAUCAAGGACAUCUUCCAGAGCAUUGCCGCCAAGAGCGACGGCGAGGCUUGCUGUGAGUGGGUUGGCGACGAGGGUGCUGGUCACUACGUUAAGAUGGUUCAUAACGGUAUUGAGUACGGUGAUAUGCAACUUAUCUGCGAGGCUUACGACAUCAUGAAGCGCGGUCUCGGUCUCUCCAGCAAGGAGAUCGGCGACGUCUUCGCCAAGUGGAACAAGGGCGUCCUGGACUCUUUCCUGAUUGAGAUCACCCGAGAUAUCAUGUACUUCAAUGACGAUGAUGGCACUGCCCUCGUUGAGAAGAUCCUCGACAAGGCCGGUCAGAAGGGUACCGGUAAGUGGACCGCUGUCAACGCUCUUGACCUCGGCCAGCCCGUGACCCUCAUCGCCGAGGCUGUCCUUGCCCGAUGCCUGUCUGCCAUCAAGGACGAGCGUGCCACCGCUUCCACCAAGCUUGAGUUCGUCAGCCGAACAACCAAGUUCGAGGGUGACAAGGAGCAGUUCCUCGAGGAUCUCGAGCAGGCUCUGUACGCCUCCAAGAUUAUCUCUUACGCCCAGGGCUUCAUGCUCAUGCAGGAAGCUGCUCGUGAGUUCAACUGGAAGCUCAACAAGCCCUCCAUUGCCCUCAUGUGGCGAGGUGGUUGCAUUAUCCGAUCCGUCUUCCUCAAGGACAUCACCCACGCCUACCGCUCCCAGCCCGACCUCCAGAACCUUCUGUUUGAUGACUUCUUCAACAAGGCCAUCCACAAGGCUCAGCCCGGCUGGCGAGACGUUGUUUCCAAGGCUGCUCUCCUUGGUAUCCCCACCCCCGCCUUCUCUACCGCUUUGUCCUGGUUCGACGGUUACCGCACCAAGGACCUCCCCGCCAACCUUCUCCAGGCUCAGCGUGACUACUUCGGUGCUCACACCUUCCGCAUCAAGCCCGAGAACGCUAGCGACAAGUACCCCAACGGCCAGGACAUUCACGUCAACUGGACCGGCCGUGGUGGUAACGUCUCUGCCUCUACUUACCAGGCUUAAGUUGCUUGUCGGGGUAAAGAGAUGGAACUAUGAUUGGUUAAAGAAUGAAUACCACCGGGCUGUACGAAGCUCGAUCGCUGCGUUUUUAUAAAAAUCUGUGCUUUGGUACACAGAACACGGUAACGCUGCAAGGAUAAUGAUGAAUGGGCCGGUACGGAUUUAGAAAGCUUAAGUGAUGAAAUUCAGGUUUGCGUUUAGAACCUGAUGAGAAGCAUGAAAACAAGAUCAAAUAAUAUUUUCCGAAUGAAAUACACAAAUCGGUGAUACGUGAAAGUUCCUGGUCGUGAUAACCGUUGUAGGACUCAAUUUAUUGUUUGCCC
This is a messenger RNA of Fusarium odoratissimum NRRL 54006, 2519 nucleotides long. Its product is annotated as 6-phosphogluconate dehydrogenase, decarboxylating 1. Gene Ontology annotation, molecular function: phosphogluconate dehydrogenase (decarboxylating) activity; NADP binding. Lineage: Eukaryota; Fungi; Ascomycota; Sordariomycetes; Hypocreales; Nectriaceae. The record is from RefSeq and is a predicted model, not a curated record. The transcript has 3 exons. Bases 727 to 2199 code for a protein of 490 amino acids. Gene Ontology annotation, cellular component: cytosol. Gene Ontology annotation, biological process: pentose-phosphate shunt; pentose-phosphate shunt, oxidative branch.